UCUGCACACAUGCGUAGAACAGAGGUGUAUGUUUACCGACUACUUAAUUAUAUUGUCUCCGCACUUUUGCUGUGAUAUAAAGUAAGCCGACAUAAAAUAAUUUUCUGUGACACGUUUUAUUUUCCUGUUAUUAGCGAUUGAUCUCCAAAGGCUGAUAGACAAACCUCACAGGAAAUGCAUCAAUGUUUAUGGAGGUGUAUAUAUUUAAUUAUAGUUCUACAAUUAAUUGAACAUUUACGUGCCGACCAGAGGGAAGAGGAUGCUCGAAGGUUGAUGGAAUCACUAAACCAAGCACAAACCGAUAUUUCUUCUAUGAUGUCAACAGUUGACGGUCUAGAUAAUUAUUUGACCACACAAAAAAAACGGGCGUGCAAUCUCGGAUUAAAUAGUCACCAUUGUGCCUUGGCAGACUUGGACAAUCAACUCCAGUCACGAGAAUGGUUAUCAAAUGGACAUAGUCCUGGUAAACGGACCACAUUAAAAGAGGAACACAAAGAAAAACUAUCGGAGGUUGAAAUUAAAAGGUUAAUAGAAGAUAUAGUGAGAAAGCGCCUUGACCUUAAGAACAUUCGCACAUUGUUAGAAGAUGCAAAUGGUAGCAUUAUCGAAAACAGUAAACGCACAUGUACAGUGGAGUUAGGAGGUGCUUGCCGAACGGAAUGGGCAUCAUCCAUUGCAGACCAAUAUUAUUACUUGAUGUCUCCGCAUAGUCCUGGUAGAAAACGACGAUCAUUCCGAAAGAGAAUGUCACCCUUGCGGCUAUUUCACAAAAGACUUCAGCUAAUCAAGAAGAGACAUUCAAAUAAUUGAUCGCAUUUUUUUCUAUUCUGAUGGAUGAAAGAAGAUUACCUGGCUUUGUAUGUGUCUAUCUCUUGCCAACCACUAUUUAUAUGAAGCGAUGAAGAGUAUGGUGGAUUUGGUUUCGUUCUAUUGAUAAAAAAAAUGAUCGAAUAACAAGGACAACAAAUAGUUUCAUAAAGCACUUAUACAAUUCAAAGAAGUCUGUGCCUCCGAGAUUAAACCUUUUAAACUCUUCAGAUAUAAAUGUAUUGUCAAAAGAAUUUCAGUACAUUGUGUAUAUCUUUCUUAGAUGAUGUGAUAACAAAAUAAAUGCUUGUGUCGAUUUCUAAUAAGCGUCUAUGGAUGUUAAUGAUUUUCCUUAAUUUUUAUUGUAUUGAAGUUUUUCUGUUGUAUUUUCGUCACAAUUUUUCUCCUUCUCCUUAGGCUAUUUUAUUAUUAUUUUUUCGAAUGUGUUUGUUCAAAACCAUAGCUUUUUAAUAUUUUCAAAAAUCAAAAUAUAAUAGACAAACAGUGUAGAACGGAUCAGAUUAAGGAAUGAUAACACCAUAAAUAUAGUAACAUUUUUAGAGAAACGUAUGCUAAAUUGAACAUUUUUUUAACCAUUUUUAAAACUCACCUGCCAAGAUGACAAACUCCAGGAAGCCAAAAAGUACCUUAUACUUUGUUAUUGCUAAUGAUUGGACUAUUCUUAGAAAUAUUCCCACCUGUUUAUCAAGUUGCCAGGUAUCUUACAGCUGACAUAGUUUCAUAUUAUGGAAUAUUUAUGAAUCCCUACCAGUACCAUUAGUUUAUACGCAAAACCUAGACAAAUUUAUUGAACAAUAUGGUUUAAUUCUUGCUAUUUAGAAACGUUAAGAGAUACCAUUGCAUUUGUUGUUGUAUUGUGUUAAAUGACAUUGCAUUCAACGGAUAUACAUAUUACUGUUUUUAUUAGUUCAUUAUUAAAUCUUCUCUUUUCCGUUUUAAUCAUUUUUGCCAAAUAAAAAUUAGAUAAACAAAUAAAUAACGUUAAAAAAAAAUUACUUUUGAUUCAGAGAGCUGCGAGUGCUUUAAAAAUAUCGCGCCUUUUAAAAAACAGUAUCGUGAAAAGUUUGUAUGUUACAUAUAGCAAUGUAUUUUUGUAUUUCCUAAGUUCAGUUCUCAUUGAUUAGGUCAAGACGAAGAAUAAUUGCGUACAUACUUUUUUUUCAUAUUUCAUUAUGCUAUGAUACAAAGGAUUAGAAUCUCUGUGCCAUACCAUUUAUUCUAUGUACACUAUUUAUUGCACGAAUCUGAAAUAAAUCUGAAAAAUGUA
Molecule: messenger RNA, 2095 nt
Organism: Mytilus trossulus (common blue mussel)
Lineage: Eukaryota; Metazoa; Mollusca; Bivalvia; Mytilida; Mytilidae
Exons: 7
Coding region: 175-810 (211 amino acids)
Source: RefSeq, a predicted model, not a curated record